Messenger RNA from Caenorhabditis remanei, 468 nucleotides. RefSeq lists its product as uncharacterized. The transcript is spliced from 2 exons. The coding region runs from base 1 to 468 and encodes 155 amino acids. Gene Ontology annotation, molecular function: structural constituent of ribosome. Lineage: Eukaryota; Metazoa; Nematoda; Chromadorea; Rhabditida; Rhabditidae. The record is from RefSeq and is a predicted model, not a curated record. Gene Ontology annotation, biological process: translation. Gene Ontology annotation, cellular component: mitochondrion; ribosome.
AUGUUCCGCGACAGUAAAAUUAAAAGCAGGAACCUGUACAGAUACGAGUUGUCCAAGCAUCGAACCAGAGCACCGAGCAUGGGAAUUCAUCGUCGAACACGAUUGAAUGUUGUUGACAACUCUGCUCUUGGAAAGGAAGCCGAUACGACUGGAAAACUACCGUACUGCAUUCACGUCUACAAACAAGGAAGACGUGCUAAGCACAUGCCACAUGCCGAACUUGGAGACAAGAUUCUAGUUGCAAUUCGUGGUCAAAUGAGAAAAGCGUACGUCGUCGGUGCGAACACCCAUGUACAUUAUCGAAAACACGGAGUGCCAGUGACGGAUCAAAAUAUGAUUGUUCUGCUUGAUGAAGAAGGAAACCCACUCGGCAAUAGAAUCACUGCACCGAUUCCGACGAAACUGAUGGCCAAUCGUGCAAAUGUACAGUUCUCGAAGGUUCUCGCGUUGGCAAACAAGUACAUUUGA